This is a messenger RNA of Amoebophrya sp. A120, 2365 nucleotides long. The record is from the annotation of a GenBank genome assembly. Lineage: Eukaryota; Dinophyceae; Syndiniales; Amoebophryaceae.
AUGACGUGGCGUUCUUUCUGUUUCUCUUUCUUGUGUGCUCUUUUCCCGCUGCAAUGCUGCGGUACGGGAGCGACGGACCCGGAACCAUCGUCCAUUUACACUGCGGACAUGGCCGUUGUGGGCUAUCACAUCAUGGAGAAGGCGGACUGCGGUGUCUACGUCUGGAAGGAUUCCCUAAGAACUGCCAAGCCGAUGCUCAUUGAUUUCAAGCAGAAAUUCACCACAUGCAGCGGGUAAGUUGACCGAUCUAAGGUUGCAUGUGAUGGUGCAACUGGAGUUUCAAUCCCAGACUUGAGAAAAGUUCAUUUUCGAUUGAGUCCAGCCACAUUGCCAAUUUUGUGCUUAUUUUUUUUAAGGUCCGCCGUCGCGGCUGCUUUCUGUUUUUUCGGCCCGAACAAUUCAAUAUUUCUGACCUUUUAAAUUAGGUAUGGCACGUGGGCCGACGUUUUCGCAGAAAUCGAAAAGCAGCUCGCGGUGAAACCCCGGGUUGAAUAUCAGCAGCCGGUGCGAUUCUUCACACCGGAUGGUCAGCCACUGGAUGGGGGGACCAGUUCCAGCGCACCGCUGCCGCAGUCUUUUUUCCUGCUCGAGGGCGGCCAGUGGCAGUGGCCACCGGUCCGCAAAGGGUUCGAGCACGUCAUCGCGAUCGCAGGGCACCGGACCGUGAAGCUGGUCACUCAAGCCGUGGUGCCCUCGGUUUUUUUCGUAUCCGGUUUGGUCACGGGGGAAGAGGCGGAGGGAUUGAUCGCGUACGCCAAGCCGCGGUUCAAGGAGUCCAACGUGAUCAAAAUGGACAACGAUCUCGACGGAGACACGAAGAAGUACCGCACCAGCCUGGAUUACCGCCCGAAGGCAAACGAAACCGCACUGAUCACGACGUUCCAGGCAAGAGCAGCAUCUCUCACCAAGCUACCCAGCAGCCACCAGGAAGAACUGCAGAUACUGAAGUACGACACGAAGGGAUUCUACCACGCCCACGACGACGCCUCGAAUCUGAUUUACUACGCGCAAAACGACCGGCUGUUGAUGGACAAGCACUACGGUUACUUCGAUCGGAUGCUCACGCUGUUCUGGUACCUGAACACCGUGCCCGAGGGCGGCGAGACCAACUUUCCGGUCGCCGACGGGGCCCCGUGGCCCAAGUCCAUGGCCAGUUGCAGUCAGGGCUUGAUCGUCAAAGCCGAGCAGGGGGCCGCUGUACUUUGGUACAACAUGGACGCGACGGGGAUCGUCUCCAAGCACGCCCUUCACGCGGGUUGCAAGGUUUGCUGCUGAUAUCUUUUUUAUUGACGCAGCAGCUCCUGCAAGAGCGCAGCGAUAGUAGAAAGAUGAAUACAUUGACCGGAUGAACUCCUUUGAUAAUUACUGCAUAUGAACAAGAAUAUUGUUAUCUUGAAGCAUCCCAGCAGUGCAUUGCACAGCCACACGAUGAUAUUGAUGAAAACGGAGUUUUAAUACUACUCUGCUUAAAGGCGGCUGUCUUUGCGUAAAGAAAGAACGCCUGCUCCGAGAGCUUUUGUCGGCAACAUGCAUAUGCGCGGUUAGGGCGCUUGCACUCUGUGGAAAACUGAUGUGGUCUAUGUGUAAAUAUGCAGGUACUAAAGGGAACCAAGUACGCGAUCAAUGCGUGGAUUCACAAUAAGCCACGGAGCACACCGAUAGCAAAGUGGGAUCCGAAGCAUCCCCGGAUGGCCGCACUGGGUCGUGGCGAGGGGAAGGACGACGCGCCCGACGACGGUACGCGGCACCUGACCGUCAACACAGAUACGCCGAUCAAAGUGUUCUGGAAAAACGAAGCGACCAAGGAGGAGGUGUUCAUGCUAGACUUUCCAACCAUCCCGACGGGAAAACAAGAGCAUGAACGCAUCGCCACACAGGGACUGAAUACGCACCGCACGCACGUGUUCGUCGCGCGGGAUCGCGCAACCAACGAGAUCCUGAGCGAGUACCGGGUUUCCAACAAGCAUCGGGCAAAAAACCUCCGCUGGGACAUCUUAACAAGUAAACAAAAGUCAACACGCGAUAAAAAAGAAGGUAAGGACGAACUGUAGAACUCUUUCGUGUCACUUUAGCCACGACAGGGAUCGUGGAGUGCCUUGUUUGUUCACAGCGACAUGCAUUAUAGCAGCCUGGGUCAAGAAAGCAAAAUUCUCACCCGCGGCCGGGAUUGAAGGCAAUGAUAGACGACACAAAGGGCAAGGAUCCGCGCUGAACUACAAGCGGGCAUGGCUUAAAAGAAAUUGCGACAGAGAUGAGCAUACCUAGUAUCCGGAUUAUUUGCGCGUAUGAACAGCUCAAAAACGAGGCCGCACCCGGUCAGCAAAUUUGUAUGAUUUCGGUAACAUGCGGUAACAAUCUCUCUGGC